Messenger RNA from Closterium sp. Yama58-4, 2778 nucleotides. The record is from the annotation of a GenBank genome assembly. Lineage: Eukaryota; Viridiplantae; Streptophyta; Zygnematophyceae; Desmidiales; Closteriaceae.
AUGGUGCUUGCAAUUCCUCUCACACGCACUCCUCCUGCUCCUGCUGCUGCUGCUGCUGCUGCUGCUGCUGCUGCUGCUGCUGCUGCUGCCACCCCAGCAGCGGGUGCUAGUGCAAAUGGUGCGGGUGCUAGUGCAAAUGGUGCGGGUGCUAGUGCAAAUGGUGCGGGUGCUAGUGCAAAUGGUGCGGGUGCUAGUGAUGCAGGUGCUAGUGCAACAAAUGCUGUCAGUGCAAAUGGUGCAGUUGCAAAUGGUUCUGGUGCGAAUGGUGCAGUAAGAAAUGGUAUCACUGCACCUGCCGCUGCCGGCACGUGGGACAGGUAUGCUGUGAGGGCUUCUGCUGCAGUGCUAUGCGCGCCUGUGCUCGAAAACUGGGGUGGUGGCAGUGCUGGCACUGAUGGCAACGCUGCUGCUGCUCCUGCUCCUGCUGCGGUUGCGGGUACCAGCAACAGUGGUGCAGUGGGCAACGGGACUGCAGGGGAAUGGCAUGGGGUUGAAGCGAACGGGGUCAAUACAGCAAGAUCAACCCAUUAUUCCGAACAACAGCAACACGAGCAGGGCAGUGGGAAUGAGCAGGGGCCAACAGAGGGCGCCAUAUCCGCUCUGCCAAGGCGCAUGGUUUUGCCAAUGGACGUCAGCGGCGGGCCGUCAUCUGUUCUGCUGCUCGUCAUCCCUCCUCGACGUGGCAUGCACAGCCCAUGUUUGAAUGGACUAGCAUCCCAUCAAUCUCAACCACAACCGUACUUACAUUCGCAGCGUCCUCUGGCCAAUGGCGUUGUGCCACGUGUCUCCAAGGCCCCUGUGGUAGCCAAUGGCGUGUCGCCAUCUGUCGACGAACCUGCCUUCUCAGCCAUGUUUGGACAUGGUGCAUCCGAGCCUAGAAUCGUCUUCUGGGGUCAUUUAUCCACCGAUCCUGUUGCCGUAGAACCUGCCUCUGCCGGACCUGCUUCUGCCGAACCUACCCAGUCGAGCCAGUUGCCGAACCACCAAGUCAGUGGAGCGUGGUUCUGGCGGCAACGCUGCAUCAACUUACGUCUGGGCAUGGUUGUGGACCGACCAGCACAUUCAGCGCACAGCUCGUCGCAGCGACCCGCUCUCUUCCUCCAGCCGCUACCACACGCCGACCAGGCUGGGCAGGAGAUAAGCGAGCGCCUGUUUGUGGAUGUGCGGCCGUCCCCCUGCCAGCACUGUCAGCAGCAAGGGGUGUUCCUGCAAGGCAGAGUGCUGCCGCCCCCUCAGCCAUGUGGAGACGGUACUGUGCUCUUCCACUUCUGGUUCGGCCACGGCAGCCAGCGCAAGUCACAGGCCGUGCGUCGCUCCCGCUGCCCCAUCUGCCGCACCGCAUGCGGCACCACCAAGGGUCUCAGGAAUCACCUGGAAGCUUCUCACAGCCGCUUUGACUACACCUUCCAUCUCCAGCAGCCAAUGCCAGUCGUCCACGUCACCUGCAAGCCUCAGCUGGAUCUGGAGCGCCCAGCAGUCAGCCCAUCGGCAUCAAUCCAUCGGCAACAGGCCAAAGGCCUGCCGUUCUUCUGGCAUCGCAACAAGCGAGGAGGCGGCAGAGGAAAACAGCGGCAGCAACAGCAGCGUGUGGAUGGGGAAGAAACGCCUUGCAUCAUACGAGCGAGCGCAGGACAGGGGGAGGAUUACUGCAGGCGUGGCGGUGAUGUUAACGAUAUUGGCAACAAUGCAUGGGGUGAUGAUAACGAUGUUAAUGAUGAUAGGGAUGAUGGUGAUGUUGCCACUGGUGCGUGUGCGGAUGGUGAAACGGAUGGUAGGGCUGCUGCAUUUGAUGCUUGCGCUGCUGUGUCUAGAGGAGCAGCAGCAGCAGCAGCAGCAGCAGGAGCAGGAGUGAAAGGAAAAGAAAGAAUGGAGGGCAGAGAAACAAGAGAAGAAACGACAGUAGUGGCAGACAGAGCAGAGGGGCCUGAAAGAGGAGCAGAGAGGACAGAGGCAGGAGGUGCAAGUGUGUCACUGCAGGGGGGAGCAGAGGCUGGAAAUUCUAAAGGUAACGCUAAGAUGGGUAAGAGCAAGCAAGACGUGCAGCAGGAGGGCCAGAGAGGAACUAGCACUGGUGCACGCCACAGCAAGCAAGGAAUGGAAACGGAGGAGGAGAAGGGGAUGGAGACAGAGGAGAGAGCAGAGGAGGAGGAGAAGGCAGAGGGGAAGGGGAAGAGAAAGGGGAAGGAGAAGGUAGAGGGGAAGGCGGAGGCUUUGGAGGAGAAGAAGAGAGAAGAAAUGACAAUGGAAAUGGCUCAAAGGAUUGCAGCGGAAAUGCGGGCAGAAGCGAAGGCUUCAAGAGACAGAGUGCGUCGAUUUGAGAGGGCUGAAGAGGAGGCAAGAGAGGAGGUCUGCAGGAAAUGGUCCUCAGGUCUCCUUCAGAGAACCUUCUACCACUCGCAGCGAUGGCAGCCAAUCACAGCACAGGAGAUGGUGGAGGAUGCAGACAGCGAGGACGAGUGGGACGAAGCUGCUGCCUCGUAUGCUGACAGAAAGUUGCUGGGCGAGUUUGAGGACGUGUUGGGAGAGGAGAAGGGCAUCAUGCACCGCUGGAUGGCGUUUGUACGCCGCCACAGGGUAAUAGCGGACAGACAUGUGCCGUGGGCAUGCGAGGCCUUCGCCAUCACACACAAGGACUUCCUCUCCUCCUCCCCUUGCACCCGCAUGUGUUUCAUGCUCUAUCUAGUGAAGCUGUGGAACGUCAAUCUGAUUCCUGGCGGCGUUAUUGACAAGUGUCUGCAGAUAGUCGACUCAGCCGGCCAACAUCAGCCCGGGGUGUGA